Molecule: messenger RNA, 869 nt
Organism: Centruroides sculpturatus (bark scorpion)
Lineage: Eukaryota; Metazoa; Arthropoda; Arachnida; Scorpiones; Buthidae
Product: non-symbiotic hemoglobin 1-like
Exons: 3
Coding region: 51-659 (202 amino acids)
Molecular function (GO): oxygen binding; heme binding
Source: RefSeq, a predicted model, not a curated record
GGUUUUAUGUAAAGUUAAAUGCGGAUUGUCAUUCAUGGAUUCAAAUUGAAAUGGGUUGUGUUCCCGCAAAAUCAGUUUCUAACCUUCCUUAUGGAUUAGGUGGAUUUAAAGGAGGUGUUCCUUUUGUCACUUAUCAACAAAAAGUUGCUCUGGUACAAACGUGGAACGUUUUAAUGGAAAACUUGUCUAGAGUCGGAGUUAUAGCGUUUAUGAGGUUAUUCGAAACCCAUCCCGAUGUACAAGAAAUAUUUAUUCCGUUCAAAGGUUUAGAUCACGAAUCCCUUCGUAACAGCAAGGAAUUAAGAGCUCACGCUCUUCGCGUUAUGAGUUUUGUUCAGAAAGUAGUAGCCAGGUUGGAGCAACCGAGAAAAUUGGAAAUGCUUUUGGGAGAAUUGGGUAAAAGUCACCUAAAUUAUGGUGCUAAAGCUGAAUAUAUCGAGAAAAUAGGCCCUCAGUUCAUUUACGCCGUGAAACCCAUGUUGGAAGAUCAUUGGAACCCGGGAGUGGAAAACGCCUGGUUACAACUGUUUCGAUACAUCACUCAUUACAUGAAAGUGACGAUGGAACGGAGCGAUAAAGAAACGGUCGACGACGACAAUCGAAAGAAAAAUAAAAUGAAAAUAAUGAGACAUUCUUUUCGCGGUAAACUGUAUAAAUGAUGUGUACAUAAAACGAGUAACGUAUAUCACCACUUAUUAUCAGGAAAAUCAUAAAAUUUUCCAUUAUCACUCAUUACUGAUAACGUUUACGCAUUUUGUAAAUUUACUGUAUAUUUGAAUAAAGUCAAAGUUUUAACCCAUGCGUUAAUGAACUAUAAUUUUUUAUUCAAAGUUUUAUAUAAAUUAUUGGGCUGAAAUUUGAAAACAUUG